UCUGUCAACACAAUUUUCAUCGACAGAAUAAAAUUAUAACAUAAUUCCACGAAUCAUACAUUCAUACUCGCGAGUGUUUCGAACUGCGAAGGUCUGCAAGGUCCAAAAUGCGUCUUCCUGACGUUAACGUACAAUUGUUACCCAUCAAGGCGCAUUUUUUCCUCUCGAAUGGCGGCACGUCGCCACUGACUCCAUACCUGACCACCGUGGCCAAACAACGGGGCUACUCUGCACGACUGGUGGGCGCCGUCUUCUCAGUGCUGCCCCUCGCCGCAGUGUUUGCCCGUCCCGUUUUCGGCGCCGUGGCCGAUCACUUCCGAUGUCAAAAGACCAUGUUCCUGUGCUUCAUCGUCGUGGUUACUCUGAUAACCGCUUCAUACGAUCUCGUACCCGACCCACCAGCGGACGUCGACAACAGGCGGGACGAGAUCGCGCUUGCCACUCACCAGUUCUGGUUGUUUUGCGUCUUCUUGGCGGCCAGAUACGUCACGAUCAGCAUUGUCACCACUUUAUCGGAAACCAUGUGCUUGCAAAGUUUGGGUAAAGACACGCACAAGUUUGGACAACAACGAUUGUGGGGCUGUAUCGGUUGGGGUUCGGUUUCUAUGAUGACGGGUUGGUUGAUCGACUGGUAUAGUGGUGAGAGUUCGAUAAAAAACUACACGCCCGGAAUCAUCGUGUCAAUAGUUUUCUUGUUGGCAGACUUGCUGGUUGCAUUUAAUAUAGAUGAUUGUCAAAGUGAUGUCGUAUCAAAACAUAUUUUCAAAGAUCUCAGAAAAGUGCUCGGUGAUAUUAAGGUUGUAAGUUUCCUUAUUUGGGUAAUAUUUUUUGGAAUUUUUUAUGGAAGUAUUUCACUAUAUUUGUUAUGGCAUAUGGAAGAACUGGUCACUAGGUAUCACCCCGAAAAAUAUUCUUCGAUUAAAACAAUUCAAGGAACACUGUUUGCUAUAAAAUGUUUUGGAGGUGAAGCUCCAUUUUUCUUUUUAUCUGGUAAAAUCAUCAAAAAAGUUGGUCACCUGAAUUCGAUAAUAAUUGGUCUUGCUACACUAUCGUUUAGAUUUUUUCUAUACUUUAUUAUUAAAGAUCCAGUGUGGGUGUUGCCCGUAGAGUUGUUGAGUAGUCUAGGUUUUGCAUUACCAUAUUCGGCAAUGACAGCUUAUGCAUGCGUUUUAGCACCAGAAGGACUCAAAAGUACUGUUCAGGGGUUGUUUAGUACGAUAUUCCAAGGAGUAGGCGUGGGUCUUGGAAGUCUUAUAACGGGUUACCUCUUCAACGAAAUAGGGAGCAGCGAGACUUAUCUCGUUUUGAGCAUAUUGGCAUUAGUUGUUUGUUGUAUACAGACUAUUACAAUCAAGAUUAUGGCUAGAACUUCAAAAUCUCAUGAAAAUAGUGACGUCAAUUAAAGCAUAAAGUGAAGCAAAAUCCUUAAGAGGAUGGAUGUCAUACGCACAUAUUACGUUCUCUCUGUGACUGUUAUACUAACAAAACACAGCAAAUUUUACGUCAAAAUAAUCUAUUUUACUCUGUUCAUUUUAAUAUUAGAAAGAAUUUACUUAAUAAUUAUAUAAUAAAAUUUAAAUAUAAAAAUACUAUUUAGAGCUUCACGCCUUCACGAACAUUUUUUUUUGAUAUUUUAAUUUUUAAGCAAGUUAUGAGCAUUUAAAAUAAUCGAGUAAAAUGGUUAUUCACUGAACGUACAAUUUGCCAUGUUAUGCGUUGGUAAGAUGAAGACAACACAACUUCUAAAUACAUUAAAGUAAUUGUAAAGGAAAUCAAUGAUUAUAAUUAUGUAUAAAUUACCAAACAGUAUAAAGAUACCUAUAAAAUGUUUUGAAUAAAAAAAAAUGUAAUUUAAUUAUAAAUUUAUAAAAGAUUCUAUACCUAACUAGCUUUGUUUUGUUUUUAUUAUUAUUAUUAUUAUUAUUAUUAGAAGUAGAAGUAGAAGAAGAAGAAGAACAUAGAUUAUUGGCUGCUUUUGGCGUUUUGUGUAGGCAAUUUAUGGUUGUAGAUUUACAUAAAUUAUUUAUUUUUUUAUUAUUAUAAUUGUAGUUUUAUGAUUUGUAUGAUUCAAUAGUAUUUUGAUAGCAUAAGCUAUGUAUAAAUCAAUGAUAUAAAUAAUAUGUUUGGUACAAAUUGAAUGAAUA
Metopolophium dirhodum (rose-grain aphid) is the source of this 2144-nucleotide messenger RNA. Its product is annotated as major facilitator superfamily domain-containing protein 6-B-like. Gene Ontology annotation, cellular component: membrane. The coding region runs from base 108 to 1403 and encodes 431 amino acids. The record is from RefSeq and is a predicted model, not a curated record. The transcript has 7 exons. NCBI's taxonomy places the organism in Eukaryota, Metazoa, Arthropoda, Insecta, Hemiptera, Aphididae.